AACUCAUCCUCCAUCUUGCUCCGGCCACUUACGCCGUGUUUUCAUCUUUUCGUCGGUGUCGUGAUAGAGUGUUAAACAGUCACAAGACAACAAAAACCCAUUACAAUGGUUGCUCCAAAGAAACAGAAAAAGGCUAUGGAGAGCAUCAACUCCAAACUUGCUUUGGUUAUGAAAUCAGGCAAAUACGUAUUGGGAUACAAGCAAACCUUGAAAUCUCUUCGUCAAGGAAAAGCUAAGCUUGUCAUCAUUGCCAACAACACACCUCCACUAAGAAAAUCAGAGAUUGAAUACUACGCUUUGUUGGCCAAAACUGGAGUUCAUUUUUACACUGGUAACAAUAUUGAAUUGGGUACAGCUUGUGGUAAAUACUUCCGUUGUUGCACACUCUCAAUCACAGAUCCUGGUAACUCAGACAUCAUCAAGUCAAUGCCAACUGCUGAACAAGCAUAAACAUAUUUUCUCAUUUAUUUUAUGUAACAGCUUGAUUACCAAUACGUUAUUUUUUUUUUUAAUAAUAAAGAGAAAAUAAAUUUA
Molecule: messenger RNA, 534 nt
Organism: Aphidius gifuensis
Lineage: Eukaryota; Metazoa; Arthropoda; Insecta; Hymenoptera; Braconidae
Product: 60S ribosomal protein L30-like
Exons: 4
Coding region: 106-450 (114 amino acids)
Cellular component (GO): cytosolic large ribosomal subunit
Molecular function (GO): structural constituent of ribosome; RNA binding
Source: RefSeq, a predicted model, not a curated record